GUAGGAGCGCGGGGACCGGGACGGGCCCUCCGACCUCGCCCUCGCUGGGCCCCGUCUGAGCGCGCGCGACCCCCGCUCCCGCUCCGGGACGCGCUCGCCGAGGAGGCGGUGACUGGGGAGGGGCCGCCGCCGCCCCCGCCUGCCUCCCAGGGCCCGGAGCGCGCGUGGCCCGGAGCCGCGGGCGCCGCGCGGGGACUCACUGUGCAGCGCGCCUCGCCCGGACUCGGCUGACUCGCUCGGCGCGGGCGGGCGAGAGGAUGCUGGCGGACUUCCCCGGCCUCGGCCCGCGCUCCCGCCGGGGAGGGCCCGGCGCGCGCCCCUAGCCGCCGCCGCGACCACCGCGCGCGCCAGAGAGAGGGGCUCCGGGCGCCGCGCGCGCCGCCGCCCGCGCCAGCUGCCGCGGCCCCGACCCCGGCCCCUCAGCCGCAGCCCCGGGGGCGGGCGCGCUUGGCCCGCGCCCCCGGAUUUUCCAGCGCCCGUCGCCGCCUCCUCCUUCCUCCUGCGGCCGGGCGCCGGUGGAUGCUGAGGGGCAGCCCUGCGCCUCUGCCGGCGGAAUCCCGGGCCUGACGGCAGGGGAGUAGCGCCCCGGCCGGGGCCGGGGGCCGUGGCGCUGGAGGGGCGGCGGGGCUCGGCGGGGAGCAGCCUCUGGGCGAGCUGAGCCUUUCCGCCCCGGCCCGCGGUUCGCGUGACCCGGUCCUGCAGCCAAGCGCGGGGACCGUCCCGGCGCACGCGGCUCCCGAGUUCCCGCACAGUUCCAGAUGAUUCGUGCCACCUGUGCCCUGGAAAUCCAUUCUCUGUUCCUGCCCCAGGUGGCCACCUUUCAACCCCAGCCAGGAAGAGGCUUUCGGCCCUCUCCAGGUCUCAGAAAGCCCUGGUAGGUGGCCUGUUUGAGAGCUUCCUGUCCAGUCCACUUCACCAGGGCCAGCCAGGAUGCCGAGGAAUCAGGGCUUCUCUGAGCCUGAGUACUCAGCUGAGUACUCGGCAGAAUACUCCGUCAGCCUGCCCUCUGACCCUGAACGUGGGGUAGGCCGGACCCAUGAAAUCUCCGUCAGGAACUCGGGCUCUUGCCUGUGCCUGCCUCGCUUCAUGCGGCUGACCUUUGUGCCUGAGUCCUUGGAGAACCUCUACCAGACUUACUUCAAAAGGCAGCGCCAUGAGACCCUGCAGGUGCUGGUGGUCUUCGCAGCCCUCUUUGACUGCUACGUGGUGGUCAUGUGCGCUGUGGUCUUCUCCAGUGACAAGCUGGCUCCCCUCAUUGUGGCUGGGAUUGGGCUGGUAUUGGACAUCAUCCUCUUCGUGCUCUGCAAAAAGGGGCUGCUCCCCGACCGGGUUACCCGAAAGGCGGUACCCUACCUGCUGUGGUUGCUGAUAACAGCCCAGAUCUUCUCCUACCUGGGCCUGAACUUCGCCCGUGCCCAUGCCGCCAGUGACACAGUGGGCUGGCAGGCCUUUUUCAUCUUCUCCUUCUUCAUCACGCUGCCCCUCAGCCUCAGCCCCAUCGUGAUCAUCUCUGUGAUCUCCUGUGUUGUGCACACGCUUGUCCUGGGAGUCACCGUGGCCCAGCAGCAGCAGGACGAGCUGCAGGGCAUACAGCUGCUGAGGGAGAUCCUGGCCAACGUCUUCCUCUACCUGUGCGCCAUCAUCGUGGGCAUCAUGUCCUACUACAUGGCAGACCGCAAGCACCGCAAGGCCUUUCUGGAGGCCCGCCAGUCGCUGGAGGUGAAGAUGAACCUGGAGGAGCAGAGCCAGCAGCAGGAAAACCUUAUGCUCUCCAUCCUGCCCAAGCACGUAGCUGAUGAGAUGCUGAAGGACAUGAAGAAAGACGAGAGCCAGAAGGACCAGCAGCAGUUUAACACCAUGUACAUGUACCGACACGAGAACGUCAGCAUCCUCUUUGCAGACAUCGUGGGCUUCACCCAGCUGUCGUCUGCAUGUAGUGCCCAGGAGCUUGUGAAGCUGCUCAAUGAGCUCUUUGCCCGCUUUGACAAGCUGGCAGCUAAAUACCACCAGCUGCGGAUCAAGAUCCUGGGUGACUGUUACUACUGCAUCUGUGGGCUGCCUGACUACCGGGAGGACCACGCGGUCUGCUCCAUCCUCAUGGGGCUCGCCAUGGUGGAGGCCAUCUCGUAUGUGCGGGAGAAGACCAAGACCGGGGUGGACAUGCGUGUGGGGGUACACACAGGCACUGUGCUGGGUGGCGUCCUGGGCCAGAAGCGCUGGCAGUACGAUGUGUGGUCCACCGAUGUCACUGUGGCCAACAAGAUGGAGGCUGGUGGCAUUCCCGGGCGUGUGCACAUCUCCCAGAGCACCAUGGACUGCCUGAAAGGAGAGUUCGACGUGGAGCCAGGUGAAGGGGGCAGCCGCUGUGAUUACCUAGAGGAGAAGGGCAUCGAAACCUACCUCAUCAUUGCCUCCAAGCCCGAGGUGAAGAAAACAGCCACCCAAAAUGGCCUCAAUGGCUCGGCCCUGCCAAAUGGAGCUCCGGUCUCAAUGCCCAGCUCUCCAACCCUUAUUGAGACGAAGGAACCCAAUGGGAGUGCCCAGGCCGGUGGCUCCACGUCGGAGGAAGCUGAGGAGCAGGAGGCCCAGGCAGACAACCCCUCAUUUCCCAACCCCCGCCGGAGGCUGCGCCUCCAGGACCUGGCUGACCGCGUGGUGGAUGCCUCUGAGGAUGAGCAUGAGCUCAACCAGCUACUCAACGAGGCCCUGCUGGAGCGAGAGUCUGCCCAGGUGGUAAAGAAGAGAAACACCUUUCUUCUAUCCAUGCGGUUCAUGGACCCGGAGAUGGAAAUCCGCUACUCUGUGGAGAAGGAAAAGCAGAGUGGGGCUGCCUUCAGCUGCUCCUGCGUGGUCCUCCUCUGCACUGCCCUGGUCGAGAUACUCAUCGACCCCUGGCUGAUGACAAACUAUGUGACCUUUGUGGUUGGGGAGAUUCUGCUCCUGAUCUUGACCAUCUGCUCAAUGGCUGCCAUCUUCCCCCGGGCCUUUCCUAAGAAGCUUGUGGCCUUCUCAACUUGGAUCGACCGGACCCGCUGGGCCAGGAACACCUGGGCCAUGUUAGCCAUCUUCAUUCUGGUUAUGGCAAACGUUGUAGACAUGCUCAGCUGUCUCCAGUACUACACCGGACCCUACAAUGGAACUGCAGGGACGGAGCUGGAGGGAGGCUGCCUGGAGAACCCCAAGUAUUACAACUACAUCGCCGUGCUAUCCCUCAUCGCCACCAUCAUGCUGGUGCAGGUCAGCCAUAUGGUGAAGCUCACACUCAUGCUGCUCGUCACGGGUGCGGUGGCCGCCAUCAACCUCUAUGCCUGGUGCCCCAUCUUUGAUGAAUACGACCACAAACGCUUUCAGGAACAUGACUUUCCUAUGGUGGCCUUAGAGAAAAUGCAGGUAUUUUCUACACCUGGGCUUAAUGGCACUGACAGGCUGCCGCUGGUGCCUUCUAAGUACUCAAUGACAGUGAUGAUGUUCAUCAUGAUGCUGAGCUUUUACUACUUCUCCCGCCACGUGGAAAAGCUGGCGAGGACGCUGUUCCUGUGGAAGAUUGAAGUCCAUGACCAAAAGGAACGUGUCUAUGAGAUGCGACGCUGGAACGAAGCCUUGGUCACCAACAUGUUGCCUGAGCAUGUUGCACGCCAUUUCCUGGGUUCCAAGAAGAGAGAUGAGGAGUUAUACAGCCAGUCUUAUGAUGAGAUUGGAGUCAUGUUCGCCUCCCUACCCAACUUUGCUGACUUCUACACUGAAGAGAGCAUCAAUAAUGGUGGCAUUGAGUGUCUGCGCUUCCUCAACGAGAUCAUCUCCGAUUUCGACUCACUCCUCGACAAUCCCAAAUUCCGGGUCAUCACCAAGAUCAAAACCAUUGGCAGCACGUAUAUGGCAGCUUCAGGAGUCACCCCAGAUGUCAACACUAAUGGCUUUUCCAGCUCCAAUAAGGAGGAAAAGUCAGACAAGGAGCGCUGGCAGCACCUGGCUGACCUGGCUGACUUUGCACUAGCCAUGAAGGAUACACUUACAAACAUCAACAACCAGUCCUUCAACAACUUCAUGCUGCGCAUAGGCAUGAACAAAGGAGGGGUUCUGGCUGGGGUCAUUGGAGCCCGGAAACCACACUACGAUAUAUGGGGCAACACAGUCAAUGUGGCCAGCAGGAUGGAGUCCACAGGGGUCAUGGGCAACAUUCAGGUCGUAGAAGAAACGCAGGUCAUCCUCCGAGAGUACGGCUUUCGCUUUGUGAGACGAGGUCCCAUCUUUGUGAAAGGGAAGGGCGAGCUUCUGACCUUUUUCUUAAAGGGGAAGGAUAAGCCAGCUGCCUUCCCCAAUGGCUCCUCUGUUACACUGCCCCAUCAGGUGGUGGACAACUCCUGAAUGGCCUCUGAUCCCACAACGGCCCACAUGGGAAGGGAGAGGUUUUUUUCUUUUUGGAACUGAAGAAAGGCCUUCAGAAAGGGCAAUGACCACAUCUUGAUGUUCCUGAAUUGUUGAAGUGCACACUCCCGUAGACUUUAGGUUUAAAAAUCUUAAGCCUUCAUUUGUUUGUGGAUAUGUCAGCUCUGAGGGUGGCCAUACUAUUCUUCAGUGUGCCUGUAGCUUCCCCAGUGUAGGGGGUCUUAGGCGUAGUACUGAACAGUCCUUCCAGAGCCCCAGUUACAACUCAGCCCUUCUUCCCCCAGAGAGGCCAUGGCCACUGUGAGUAAGAAUUCAGCAGAGGUGGAACGAAGCUGCCUUUGCCCCGGGCUGGGAGCACAGGUACAGGAGCUUUGCUAAAAAGAGUAGAGCGUGGCAGAGCUAGACACUGCUGGAGAAUGCUCCACUCCUGGUUGGAACCUGACGGCAGUGCUUUCGUUGUGAAGAGAGCUCCAGUGGGACCUGAUUGUCUCCGCAGGGUCCCAGUUAGGUUAAAUGGUCCUUGUCCUGAUGUGCCUGGUAAUCUUGAAAGGUUCUUCUGGAACCCCCAAUCACCUUAGUCAUGAGAGCAGAAAGUGCAAUAUUUCCUUUCACCUGGUAGGGGGAGGGGGGUUAUUUCUGAAAGAAAAAUAUAUAAACAGAUCUUCUACAUUUAUAUUUUUAACCUGUUAAAAACUUUCCAAUAUUGCCUUGCCUUUUGAGCUCUUGCUACGGUCGCCUUUGCUACUGCUUUAAGAGAAUUUACAGGUAUUGAUAAAGAACAAGACUGUUUUAUUAAAAGCUUUACUCAACUUGAAUGGAAUCAUUGAGGAGAUUCUGUUAAUGCACCCUACUAAGUGCUUCAGCAGCCCAACCAAAUGCUUAGAAGAACUUGAACUGAGACAUCUUUUAUUCUUCUUUUUUAAAUUUUUAGUGUAGAUGGACAUAAUACCUUUAUUUAUUUAUUAUGUGGUGCUGAGGAUUAAGCCCAGUGCCUCACAUGGGCUAGGCAAGUGCUCUCCCACCAAGCCACAACCUGAGCCCCUUUUAUUCUUAAACUGCUUUAAGGUCGGCCCAGGCUGCGCUCUUCCAAGUGUUCACUGGAGCUCCCACACAUGGAUGUGCCUCACGUUCGUGAGAUCCAGGAAGUGGCCAUUUCAGAGCGAAGCAUGAAUAUAACUGUGGGCCUCAGGAAGUAACCCCUAUUAUCUGUAAAUGGGCAAAGGAGGGACAGGAAUUGAAAGGAGGAAGCUGAUCAGCUAGACUUGGGUUUUCACAGCUGUCCACCUACCCUAAGCCAGGGAAAAGUAAGUACCAGCACAUGGUUACAGGGAGAAACAACACACUGAAAGGCCCUGAAGAUGGAGUGUGAGAUUGUGCAGCCAUGGCCUGGAGGUUCUAGGAGGGGAAAGGAAGACAUGAAAAAAAGAGGGUCCAUUUCCAUUUGUAAGAUUCCAACAAUUUUUCCUCAAAAUGACUAUAUGCACUAAGCUCUCUACUAAAAUGCUUUAGGAAACAAGAUAUUAGGCACAAAACCCUAAUUAUUUUAUCUUUAGUUCUCUGGCACAUCAUAUUAUAAAACAGUGGCCACUGUUCCAAAUCAAAGUAAACACACUUCCCUUCCUAUGAUCUAUCCCAUAUCUGGAGUGUCCUAAGAACUUUCUUUUAGUGGGCCUGGGGUUGUGGCUCAGUGGUAGAGUGCUUGCCUAACAUUUGUGAGGCACUGGGUUCGAUUCUCAGCACCACAUAUAAUGUACAUUUACAUGUAGGUCCGCCAAAAUGUAAAAAAAAGAUACUUGUUUAAAAAAAUACUUUUCUUUUCAAAGUCUUAGGAAAAUGAGGCAAAAUUACUCAAAGGUUUCAUAAAAGGUAGAAAUGUUCCUUAGUCUUUCAUAAAAUAAGUCCUACUACCCCACAAAAAGUUCUGAUUUGGAACUAAAACAAGAUUAAAUCAAUUAAUGCCUCAGAAGAAGAGAUGAUCCUGAGCACUGAUAACAAGUGAUCAACCAUGGAGAAUUGUCUAAAAAUUCCAGUGCCUAUGGGAGUCAAAUUUGCUUCUUGUCAUUCUGAUGAAGAAGCAGGUAUCUAUUCUUAGGGCAAGGAUGGUCCCCAAGCAAGGAGUCAGAGCCUUUCAGUUUUCAGUUCUAGGACCACACCCAGGACUGGGGACAGUACUAGUGCACUCACUUCAGAUGUGCUCCCAAUGGAAACAUUAUUUUAGGAGGCCAGACUCAAAUCCAGCUUUUCUCCUUCUCUUGAAAAUGAAGCAAACACUCGAUGCAGUGGCACUGUACAGAACAAUGUUUCAUGAGAUGCUCUCUGCUUUUCCCAUGCAGUGGACAAUGUUUCCAUUCCUAAAAAACAGAGAUUUUCUCAGUCUCAUUUGAGUGCAACUAGGGGAAUCACAACCUGGAUUACCACUAUUCUGGACACCUUUUUUUGGUUUGGAGCUGAGAGUCUGCCCCUUAUUAAGCCAAUGUAAUUGAGACCAGGAUUUGAAACAGACUCUGCCCAGGGAAAUAACACCUAUGGUGUGAAACUUGUGGCACCUUCACAAUUUCUGCCUCCUAAAUACGUUUUACUCAACUUUUCAUCAUUGUCAAUGUCACAUUGUUAUGGCACACUUAACUGAGAGAAGCUCGCUCGUGCACACAUGCACUUGUUAUGGUACAUUUAACUGAAUGGAGUCUUUUGGCUCCAUUCACCAUAGAUGACCCUAUGAUUCAGUCUUUCUUCAAGAGGGUCUCCAACGAAAAGAUAAGAACAUGGGCUGAGUUGGGUGUGGCAAGGAGGGGGAAAACUAGGAUAAUUAUAUAUGCCAUUUUCAAAGAAGAAAGGAAAAAAUGAUAAAAACAAUAUUCUUUGUGUCUUACUGAGUAAAUUUAUAGUAUGAAAACAGAAGAAAAUUCUCAAGGGGUUCACUUAAUGUAGUCUACCUGAUUUACCUGCUUCAAUGUGAAUAAACCAGAGCAUAUUAUAUUUCUUCAAUGAGGUGUCUUUCCUCAUACCUUGAUAUGUAACGGUGACAUCAGUUGGAAGAGUUCUUGUGAGGUCUUUAUAUAGCAAUCUGGCACAAAAUGGGAAUGACCGAUCCCCCAGAUCCACUUUGUAAGUAAAUGACAGCAAGUUGCACAGGGGGUUUCUCUGCAAGGGCCCAGUGAGAAGGGCUGCGAAGUCACUCUAUGAAGGUGAGGAACAAAGCAAGUGUAUGAGGAUUGCUGCUUCACAGGCAAUGGUUGUGAUGCUUUAAGCAUGCCUACCAAAAGAGAGCCCAUUCAUUA
Sciurus carolinensis (gray squirrel) is the source of this 7664-nucleotide messenger RNA. RefSeq names its product adenylate cyclase 3 (gene Adcy3). Gene Ontology annotation, molecular function: adenylate cyclase activity. Gene Ontology annotation, biological process: intracellular signal transduction; adenylate cyclase-activating G protein-coupled receptor signaling pathway; cAMP biosynthetic process. The coding region runs from base 931 to 4365 and encodes 1144 amino acids. NCBI's taxonomy places the organism in Eukaryota, Metazoa, Chordata, Mammalia, Rodentia, Sciuridae. Gene Ontology annotation, cellular component: plasma membrane. The transcript has 22 exons. The record is from RefSeq and is a predicted model, not a curated record.